AUGCCACCCCGGCAACACAGACAUACAGCGGUAGCGAUGAGAUCGGUCUGCGACCUCGGAAUCCUGCGUGCACGGCUGCGCGGGGCCUUGACUACCAGACUUGGUCUGGUCAAUUUCGUGCUCCUCGCGGUUCUGCUGGCCCUGACACUCGCGUCACGGCGAGCUUCAUCGAGUCAGCCUCGCGUCGUCGUCGCGGAUGUCCACGUGGCGCACCCGGACGUGAGCGCUGGGGCCACGCCACUCGCCGCUGCGGUGGUCGUGGAACUCGGGGGCUGGCCCGGCCGCGACAGCACGCCGCUGAUCCACAAGAUCGCGCCGCUGCUCGAGCAGUACAAGUGCGCGUUCCCGCACGUCUGGCUCGUCGGCGACUUCCGCACGCCGGUGCCCCCAGAGUGGCAGGACGCGGCGGUGCAGUGCACGACGCAGCUUCUGAGCUAUCGAUGCAACGCGAUGGCGAUCACGGCCAUGCUGGAAGCGCACGUCCGCACCGACGGCUUCCUCAUCGUCCAGGCGGACGCCUUCGUCAACCCCUGUUCGAUGUCGCGGCUGCCGAAGGACAAGUUCUGGAUCCAGAGCGCCGGGUGGCGGCAACCGCCUGCGGACGCUGCGGGCACGUGCGAGCACGUCACCCGCCCGCCGACGAAGCGCAUCUGGGGGUGGGACAAGUGGUCGCGGUGGUCGUGGUGGACGCAGACGAGCGAGCACACCAACCCGGACCUAACGACCCGCGAGGCCAUGGUAGAAGCCUACAAAGACCUGAAGCAGCGCGGACUCCUCCCCCCCGACUGGCCGCUCGACAAGUCGCAGCGCCUGGAGUCCGACGACGUCAAGUUCGUGCCGCACGGCGUCGCGGAGCGCUACGUCGAGGUCGCGCACGUGAUCGCUGCUCACGGCGUCUUCCACGAGGUCGGGGUUGCACUGCUCUGGUCCGCGCUGCACCACGCGCACGGGGUCGACUGCGUGGAGAUGGACACGCUCGGGGGGUGCUGCGUCGAGGUGGAUCCGAAUCUGCAGCUGCUGGCCGCGGACUGCGCGCACAAGCUCAGCAUUGACAGCAUACCCGUGGCGGCAAAGAUGCUGUCGUUGUGUACCGGGUGCCACGGCGGCGCGCAGGGGGCGGGCGGCGCGUGA
Molecule: messenger RNA, 1131 nt
Organism: Pedinophyceae sp. YPF-701
Lineage: Eukaryota; Viridiplantae; Chlorophyta; Pedinophyceae
Source: the annotation of a GenBank genome assembly